This is a messenger RNA of Nilaparvata lugens (brown planthopper), 1240 nucleotides long. It is a transcript of the gene Prosalpha4, whose product is annotated as proteasome subunit alpha type-7. The record is from RefSeq and is a predicted model, not a curated record. The transcript has 6 exons. The coding region runs from base 399 to 1151 and encodes 250 amino acids. Gene Ontology annotation, cellular component: proteasome core complex, alpha-subunit complex; proteasome core complex; nucleus. Lineage: Eukaryota; Metazoa; Arthropoda; Insecta; Hemiptera; Delphacidae. Gene Ontology annotation, biological process: ubiquitin-dependent protein catabolic process.
UAUAGUAAAUAAUGUCCAUCAUAAUAUUAUUCAAAUUGCAUUGGGAUCGUCAAUUAGUUGACAAAAUACUCACCUGUAGCUCUGUAUGUACACGGCAUAGAUUUAAAAGCCUCCACCUUCGACGGGUUUGGAAAUGUGGACAACGAGCUUACUCAAGCAAUAGAUGUGCUACUGAGUUUUUCGUCAUCCAUCAGUUUUGUUCAGACAGCAUGCGCCAACCAAUUCAGUUGCAAGUCAUGCAAUGCCAUUUACAUCUCAUCUCAUUCCUCUACGCCAUCUUCAUUUCUUUCUAUUUGUGUAUUCUCAUUUGUCCAUAACCUUAAAAACUGUUUUAGUUUAGAAGUGACUUGCAAGCUUGCCUUCAAUAAUAAUAUUGAAAGCUUUCUUAGUAUUUAAACAUGAGUAGCUCCAGUUACGAUCGUGCGAUUACUGUUUUUUCUCCUGAUGGUCAUCUUUUGCAGGUGGAAUAUGCCCAAGAAGCUGUGAGAAAAGGAUCUACUGCUGUUGGUGUUCGCGGGAAAGAUGUAGUAGUACUUGGAGUGGAAAAGAAAUCUGUUGCAAAACUACAAGAGGAAAGGACAGUCCGAAAAAUUUGUCUACUAGAUGACCAUGUAGUUAUGGCAUUUGCAGGUCUCACAGCUGAUGCUAGGAUACUCAUCAACAGAGCACAAGUGGAGUGUCAAUCACACAAACUCACUGUUGAGGAUCCUGUCACUCUCGAGUAUAUCACUCGUUACAUAGCAGGUUUGAAACAGAAAUAUACCCAAAGCAACGGUCGUCGCCCAUUUGGAAUUUCGUGCCUUCUAGCUGGGUUUGAUUUUGAUGGGAAACCUCAUCUCUAUCAGACUGAACCAUCAGGAAUUUAUUAUGAAUGGAAGGCAAAUGCUACUGGAAGAAGUGCAAAAACUGUUCGAGAGUUCCUCGAAAAGUAUUACACUCCUGAAGACGUAUCCACUGAGAAGGGAACGGUCAAGUUAGCGAUCAGAGCACUGCUCGAAGUUGUUCAGUCGGGCAAGAAGAACUUGGAAAUCGCUGUCAUGCGUCGAGGACAACCCAUGCAGAUGUUGGAUGCUGAAAAUAUUGAAUCUUACGUCACUGAAAUCGAGAAAGAGAAGGAAGAAGAAGCUGAGAAAAAGAAGCAAAAGAAGUGAUUUCCUGUAUUAAUUACUAUUUACUCGCAUCUUUUUUCAUAUUUAAUUAAACUACAACUAACAAAAAUAUAUUAAACCUUUUCUAAAAA